GGUCGCUCGGGCGGGCGAGCAGCUGACAGCAUCGUCACGGCGGCGCGAGGGAGCGCGCGCCCCGCCUGCCUCCGGGAGGAGCCCGCAUCCGCACAGCCUGCGCUGGCCUGUCCUAUGCGAGGCGAGCUUGGCAGAGGCGCGGAGCGGACUUCUUCCUCAGAUUCCGGAAAGCAAGAUUCCUGUAGCUCUCUCUUCAAUGCAGUAAGAGCCUCCCUGUCACUCAGUGUUGUCCAGUAGAAACAACGUGGGAGCCACACGCAUCAUUUAAAGUGUCCUAUAGUCACAUCAGAAAAAUAAAAGUAAACAGGUGCUUCCUGGUUGAUAGUUGGAGCCGUGAAGCAACAUGCCGGAACAGAGCAAUGAUUACCGGGUGGCCGUGUUCGGGGCAGGUGGCGUCGGCAAGAGCUCCUUGGUGUUGAGGUUUGUGAAGGGCACGUUUCGGGAGAGCUACAUCCCGACUGUGGAAGACACCUACCGGCAGGUCAUCAGCUGCGACAAGAGCAUCUGCACGCUGCAGAUCACUGACACCACGGGCAGCCACCAGUUCCCCGCCAUGCAGCGGCUGUCCAUCUCCAAAGGGCACGCCUUCAUCCUGGUCUACUCUAUCACCAGCCGGCAGUCCCUGGAGGAGCUCAAACCCAUCUACGAACAAAUCUGCGAGAUCAAAGGGGACGUGGAGAGCAUCCCUAUCAUGCUGGUGGGCAACAAGUGUGACGAGAGCCCGAGCCGCGAGGUGGAGAGCAGUGAGGCCGAGGCCCUGGCCCGCAAGUGGAAGUGCGCCUUCAUGGAGACCUCGGCCAAGCUCAACCAUAACGUGAAGGAGCUCUUCCAGGAGCUGCUCAACCUGGAGAAGCGCAGGACCGUGAGCCUACAGAUCGACGGGAAAAAGAGCAAGCAGCAGAAGAGGAAAGAAAAGCUCAAGGGCAAAUGUGUGAUCAUGUGAAGGCCCUUCCCGCGGGAGGAGCACUCGCCUGUCCCUGUCGCCUCACUUUCCCCCUCCCGCGUGACACCCACAGUCGUCAGGGUAGCAUGUAAGAUGCCCACGUGUUAAAUAUUGCAUUUUGACCAAGACGUGCCCUAUUGUCCUUAAGAGGGUAUUUCACACCACCAACAAUAAGCACCCCCUCUCCAGAAUCAGGGAACCUCCCAGACGGUUAAAAUGAAAACCAACAUGCUUGGCAUCGGCAUCACAGGGAGCCGAGAGAGGCGCCAGCAACUUCUGAAGGCCUCGUUUGCCAUCAGAAGGCAGUGGGGCUCGUACCCACAGCAGUAGCGUGUGCUGAGAGGAGUAACUGUUGUCUGCAUGCAUGUGAGAGCAUGUUCACCUGGAGCUGCAGGCCCCACCCCCAGACCAGGUGUUUCCCUGGGUCAGAGCCACUGACAUCCUUGGGGGAGGGGAGGGGUGGGAGGAGGUGAGAAGGCCAGGCCAAAGUUGGUCGACUCUAUGGUUCUUUAACUGAAUUAAGAAUAAAAGAGCACCGCCUCCCCCAGCGGAUGUCCACUGUCUAUUCCAAGCUGACGUGAGCCUUGCUACCCUGAGGGGUGCCCUCAUCUGCCAGACCUAGUUAGCAGGCGUCGUUUUAAGCUUUUAGAGUAUGUAUUUCCACGUACAGUGAUGAGUUCGCGAAGAGUGUGCUCCUGUCAGAAGUUCUUCAGUGUUUGACUGAGGAUAUUGUGACAUGACGAAAGCAUCGCAAUAACGCUCCCUGUGUCAUACGUCGAGAGUUUUAGAAAUGUGAAGUUUCCUCCCAUUGACCCAUGAGGGGGUAUAACUUCCUCCAGCCCUCAGAUUUUAAAGAAAAGCAAUUAAAGUAGCUGUUUUUAGACAAUUUCUUUUCCCCUCCAAGAUGGUUUUCUUCUUUUAAAUAACUCGAUCUGUAUCCAGUUGGGUAACAGCCAACUAAGGCCAUCUGAAGACCAGAAGCACAUCCAUUUUUCUAAGUGACAUGAACUUGUCUCUGCCAUACUUUGCACCUUAAUGAAAUACUUUGAGACAGAAGUGGUCCAUGGUGUUUUUGAUGACCUGACUCUGACAGAGCAUAUUCCUGGAAAUGUGAUCAGGCCAUAUUAGAUUAACUUGCAUGUUCCAUUAUAAAUGCAACAUUUUAUAUUGGACUCCAUUAUCAAUGUUCCAUUAUGAAUGUCUUUUAAGAGCUGUUCAGUGCAGUGUUCACUCUGGAAACAAUUAUCUUUUCCUCCUAAUGACCUUGCGUGCGUUCUUAAUCCUUGAAACCAAAUUACGGCCGCCGCUGGUUCCUGCAUGCUGGCAUGGAGACGGGACGGUGGCUGGAGACAGGCAUCGGCUUAAUUGCUCUGCCAUCGCUUCCCGAAAAGUCCCACUGACGGAGCCUGUGACUCUCCUGUUUGUUCCAGUCGGCGUGGCCCAUGCUGGCUCUGACUCCGGAAUCCGCCUUUCUGUGAUCCUUGCUGUCGCCUGCCUGGCAGGCGGAGGAUGCUGCAGUGCCGCCCCCCGGGCUGGCACAGGGGACCUUCCUGGCUGCUGGGCAGCGGUGCCAGCCUGGGCAGAGUUGUCAAGUUGGGGACGUUUGCACACCACACUCCCGUUUGGGUCUUCUCCUCUCUCCUGCACCUCCUGUGUCUUUGCUGCCCAGCUCCAUACUCUCAACAUAUCCUAGAUUAACCGUUUCUGGUGAAAUUUCCUUGCUUUUGUCUCAUCCUCUCAGCUCUAGUAGUAACUUGCCCUGGUGAUGUAUUUAGCGUGUGGGAGGCACCUUGGAGAACCAACAGCCCCACCGUCUCCCACCACCUUGGCCUCCUAGAACUAAACCUGAGAAGGAAGGGUGUGCAGGUGGCCUGGGCACAGCGAGAGGGAGCCCAGAACGCCUGGGCCAGACCUGAAGCCGUCUCGAGCCCUAAGGGACCCACCCUCCAGCAAGCUCCUUUGUUCCAAGUGGCUGUUCCACAGCCUUCACAACAAGAUCUAAUUGGCAAAUUUUCUAGAACAUUUGUCUUUCAACUUGUCUCUAUUUUUUUUCUAUUUCUAUUCGCAGAGAGAUUUUAUGAUUUGUAAUUUGGACGUGGGUUAAGUGAAAGAAGAAACAGGACUUCAUGGCCAAAGUGGGGUUUCGAGGUUUGGGGUGAGUUCUUUGCUAGUAGUAAGAUGUGACGCCUGCUGUGGGCUGUACUGUCCGUAGGGCUCCUAAGAGGAGUCUCUCUGCUGACCAGUCCUACUGGCACAAGUCAGGCUUCUUGCAGCCCGCUCAAGUCCUGUCUGUGAUUUUAAGUGUUUAGAACUUCGUCCACAUGAGAAGCUUGUAGCUAUUGAAGGUUGGAUCUCAUUCAGGACAGAUUCUGUUCCUUUGUUUCUUGCCGAGUUUGUCAGAAGGCUCUUGACACACCAAUCCUGGGUCUUUGUUCUGCUGUCAUUUUCUAUGAACUGUACUGAGGGUAUUGAUGAUUAUGUCAACAUCAGCUUGUAGGAGCUCCCCAGUCGUCUCAGGGCUUGAGGAGUUACCUCCCCCGAAUCCGUGUUUUGAGUAUCCAUGUGACCCCAUCCCUGAAUAUGUAGUUGUGGUUCUUGAGGACAUGUCCCACCUUGCAUAUGGGCGCAGUUCUGGACCCAGCCACAGUAAGUCACAAGACUCAAAAUAUUGCUUUGAUGAUGGCUCUCUGGGGAUGAGCAUGGGGCUCCAUGAGCUCCGUCUGUCCCGCCAGUCCCUCCUCCAUCUGGUGACAAGCCAUGGGCGUGCCCUGGGCAUGCAUGCAAUACAGUAAGACCAACACAAGAGCAAUAUUGAAUUGUUCAUUAGAUCUAAAAUUAUAUAUAUUAUAUAUAUCAUUUAUAUUCCUGCAUUUUUGAAGUAUAAAGUAGUACAUUGUACAUAUCUGUAAGCUAGUAUAUUUGUUUCACCAUUUGUAAUAUUUAAGAAAUGCUCAUUCUUUAUAGAACAAAAAAUGUAAUAAAUAUUAAAAAUAAUUGCUCUGUGAUACUUAAUUUUUUUCAAAAUUUGUAAUGCGUUGCUCCUACAUAAGCUGUCUGGAAAUAUCCGUAGCUAAUGGGACACGUGUAAACCCUUGAAGCCCCGUCCUGGAACCCAGCACCCCACAAAGACGUGUGCAUAGAGUAUUUACAGAGCAUGACUUUUAUACGUGUGGGAUAUCAAUGUGUAUAUUUAUAUUUAAGGUGUAUUUAUUGUUAUAACUCUAUUAUCAUAUUUUAUCUACUCGACAGUUAUAAAAGUCACCCUUGCAUACAAGUUUCUAGUUAGUGGUGAUGUUCUGAAUAUAACGAAACAUAUUCAAAUAAAGCUUCAGUUCUGAC
Equus caballus (horse) is the source of this 4282-nucleotide messenger RNA. RefSeq names its product DIRAS family GTPase 2 (gene DIRAS2). Gene Ontology annotation, molecular function: GDP binding; GTPase activity; GTP binding. NCBI's taxonomy places the organism in Eukaryota, Metazoa, Chordata, Mammalia, Perissodactyla, Equidae. Gene Ontology annotation, cellular component: plasma membrane. The record is from RefSeq and is a predicted model, not a curated record. Gene Ontology annotation, biological process: signal transduction.